Messenger RNA from Alosa sapidissima (American shad), 1608 nucleotides. RefSeq names its product fumarate hydratase (gene fh). Gene Ontology annotation, molecular function: fumarate hydratase activity. The transcript is spliced from 10 exons. NCBI's taxonomy places the organism in Eukaryota, Metazoa, Chordata, Actinopteri, Clupeiformes, Clupeidae. Gene Ontology annotation, cellular component: tricarboxylic acid cycle heteromeric enzyme complex; mitochondrion. The coding region runs from base 48 to 1565 and encodes 505 amino acids. The record is from RefSeq and is a predicted model, not a curated record. Gene Ontology annotation, biological process: tricarboxylic acid cycle; fumarate metabolic process; malate metabolic process.
GUUCCGCCCUUCCAGCACUGGUGUGUCUUGUUUGAUGAGCCAGCGCCAUGUAUCGCUCAGUGAGGAACCUCCAGCGAUUUAACAACCUCCUGCGUCUGCAGAGUGGCGUUGGUGUCAUACACGGCGCCCCAGUGGUUGGAGUGAUACACAUUUAUUCACGAAUGGCAAGUUCAGAAUCCUUUAGACUUGAACGUGACACGUUCGGGGAGCUGAAGGUACCAAGUGACAAGUACUAUGGAGCUCAAACUGUCAGAUCCACCAUGAAUUUCAAAAUCGGAGGUGUGACGGAGAGAAUGCCUAUUCCGGUUAUCAGAGCAUUUGGGAUUCUAAAGAGAGCUGCUGCAGAGGUUAACACAGACUAUGGUUUGGAUCCAAAGAUUGCUGAGGCAAUUGUCAAAGCUGCUGAUGAGGUAACUGCUGGAAAACUGGAUGACCACUUUCCUCUAGUGGUGUGGCAGACAGGAUCAGGCACUCAGACUAACAUGAACGUCAAUGAGGUGAUUAGCAACAGAGCCAUUGAGAUCCUUGGAGGAAAGCUGGGCAGUAAGGAUCCUGUCCACCCCAAUGAUCAUGUCAAUAAAAGUCAGAGCUCUAAUGAUACGUUUCCCACGGCCAUGCACAUUGCUGCAGCCAGAGAGGUCCAUGAGGUUGUCCUUCCUGGGCUUCAAACUCUUCAUGACGCCUUGGCUGCCAAAGCUUUAGAGUUCAAAGAUAUAAUAAAGAUUGGACGCACUCACACACAGGAUGCCGUUCCUCUCUCCCUUGGACAGGAGUUUGGUGGUUAUGUCCAACAAGUGAAGUACAGCAUAGAGCGGGUCAAGGCAGCCAUGCCUAGAGUGUAUGAGUUGGCAGCUGGAGGAACAGCAGUGGGCACUGGCCUAAACACACGAAUUGGUUUUGCUGAGAAGGUUGCCGAAAAAGUCUCUGCCCUCACAGGUCUGCCAUUUGUGACUGCGCCAAACAAAUUUGAAGCACUGGCUGCCCAUGAUGCCCUGGUAGAACUAAGCGGAGCCCUAAACACCGUUGCUGUCAGUAUGAUGAAGAUUGCCAAUGACAUCCGCUUCCUGGGAUCAGGUCCACGUUCUGGCCUGGGCGAACUUGUCCUGCCAGAGAAUGAGCCAGGCAGUAGCAUCAUGCCUGGUAAAGUGAACCCUACUCAGUGUGAGGCCAUGACUAUGGUGGCAGCUCAAAUAAUGGGAAACCAUGUGGCUGUCACUAUUGGAGGCAGCAAUGGACACUUUGAACUCAAUGUCUUCAAACCAAUGAUAAUAAAAAAUGUGCUGAACUCUGCAAGGCUGCUGGGAGAUGCUUCUGUCUCUUUCACAAACAACUGUGUGGUUGGCAUUGCACCAAAUACGGAGAGGAUUAAUAAGCUGAUGAAUGAAUCUCUAAUGCUGGUGACUGCACUUAAUCCACACAUCGGUUACGACAAAGCCGCCAAAAUUGCUAAGACAGCUCACAAAGAGGGCUCAACUCUAAAAGCAACAGCAAUCAAGCUGGGCUAUUUGACAGAGGAAGAAUUUGACAAGUGGGUGAGGCCUCAGGAAAUGCUUGGGCCCAAGUGAAGAAAUUAUAUGUAAAAUAAAGAUGUUUUUGAUUAAUAUGUGA